Messenger RNA from Coffea eugenioides, 1269 nucleotides. RefSeq names its product cinnamoyl-CoA reductase 1. Lineage: Eukaryota; Viridiplantae; Streptophyta; Magnoliopsida; Gentianales; Rubiaceae. The transcript has 6 exons. Bases 115 to 1086 code for a protein of 323 amino acids. The record is from RefSeq and is a predicted model, not a curated record. Gene Ontology annotation, molecular function: oxidoreductase activity, acting on the CH-OH group of donors, NAD or NADP as acceptor.
CACUAUUCACAAUUUCCUCUUUUUCGUAGGAGAUAAGACAUGGAAGGCGGUCACUGGCUAGGAUGUGCUGAGAAUUGAGUAACCAUAAUUUACGGAGUAAAUUAUUGUUGGAAGAUGGCAAAGAAAGAAGAGGUGGUCUGUGUGACGGGAGGCAGCGGCUACAUUGGGUCUUGGUUGGUCCGUCUUCUGCUUGACCGCGGCUACACCGUCCACGCCACCGUCAAAGAUCUCAAGGAUGAGAAAGAGACGAAGCAUCUAGAAGCAUUGGAAGGCGCUGAAUCCCGUCUCCGGCUGUUUGAAAUCGAUCUCCUUAACUACGACUCUAUUGUCUCCGCUGUCACCGGCACAACCGGCGUUUUCCAUCUCGCUUCUCCCUGCAUCGUCGAAAAAGUUGACGACCCCGAGAAUGAGCUAUUGGCACCGGCGAUAAACGGCACCAUUAAUGUGCUGACGGCAGCGAAAGAGCUAGGAGUUCGGCGUGUGGUGGUCACCUCGUCUAUAUCCGCAAUUAUCCCCAGCCCUAAUUGGCCUGCGGACAAGGUCAAGAAUGAGGAAUGCUGGGCAGACGAAGAAUACUGCAAACAGAAAGGGGUAUGGUAUCCACUUUCUAAAACACUGGCUGAAAAAGCUGCAUGGAAAUUUGCCAAGGAGAAAGGAUUGGAUAUUGUAGUGGUCAAUCCUGGAACUGUAAUGGGCCCUAUUCUGCCCCCAGCUCUGAAUGCAAGCAUGUUGAUGAUUCUGCGCCUUCUUCAGGGCUGCACAAAUACAUAUGAGGAUGUAUUUAUGGGGUCAGUCCAUGUCAAAGAUGUGGCCCUAGCACACAUCCUAGUCUACGAGAACUCCUCUUCAACGGGAAGGCAUUUAUGUCUUGAAGCCAUAUCUCGUUAUGGUGAUUUUGCUGCUAUGGUUGCUGAACUUUACCCAGAAUAUAAAGUGCCCAGGUUGCCCAAGGAUACUCAACCUGGACUGUUGAGAGCCAAGGAUGGGGCUAAGAAGCUAAUGGACUUGGGUCUUCAGUUCAUUCCCAUGGAGCAAAUUAUCAGGGAUGCUGUGGAGAGCUUGAAGGGCAAAGGAUUUAUUUCUUAAGUGUCUGAUGUAUUGUAAUUUUUUUUUUUUUUUUUAAAAAGUACCAUUCUCCAAUUGAAUGGGCUGUUACCUCUAUUCUGGCACUUAAAAACAUAUGCGCUGUGUUGUGACAGUUGAAUUAGUAUAUGUAUAUCACGUACGCGAGUGCAUUAUAACAUCAAAAACUGUUGCCAGUGCCUUGAA